AUGCUAACGUCGAUUUGUGUGCUCGCAACACAUUCUCUUACGGGCAAACCGUCACCGGCAUUUCCUAAUAAGCCAGCAAAGAAACAAUUGGAUCCUGCGCUUGUGAGCGACAUCGUACAAACUGUUGUUGAUCAUUGUCGUGUGCCAGAGAGUGUUGUUAGGACAAGUAUAACGACUAAAUGCGCCGAUGAAAGCAAGAUGUUUCGCAAUAGUUUUAGAAAAAAUAAAAGUAGUUCUGCUAAAAUUAAUCAGGAGAAUAUUCCACCGUUAAUCAGCAAAUCGGAAGAAUCGAAAGGAUCUUAUCUAUCCACGUGA
Parnassius mnemosyne (clouded apollo) is the source of this 315-nucleotide messenger RNA. Lineage: Eukaryota; Metazoa; Arthropoda; Insecta; Lepidoptera; Papilionidae. The record is from the annotation of a GenBank genome assembly.